AUGGGCCAGGGCCAAGCCCUGUGGAACUUGAUUUUAAGGUUUCUUCAGAGCCGGAAAGCACGCAUUCGGAUUUCGUUUUUUCAGGAAAAAGAAUUGAGGAUCGAAGGCCGACUCGUUGGUUUUGAUGAUAGCAUGAAUUUAGUUCUUGAUGAUGCUGAAGAAGUGAACAUCGAAAAGAAAACCAGAAAGACAUUAGGGAGAAUCGUUCUUACAGGAAACAGCAUAACCGUUAUGAUGAGGACGUAA
Messenger RNA from Vigna unguiculata (cowpea), 246 nucleotides. The record is from RefSeq and is a predicted model, not a curated record. NCBI's taxonomy places the organism in Eukaryota, Viridiplantae, Streptophyta, Magnoliopsida, Fabales, Fabaceae.